AUGGACAAGUUUAAUAGCUUGCCAAGCUCGUUCAUGACACAAACUUUGUUUGUUGCCAAGUAUUUAAUACUGCCUAUCAUUCUCAUCUUUAUUCUCUCGCGUGUAAUCAACAAUCGAUCUGUUUCUAAGUCUUCGCUACCUCUGCCAGCCAACGAUGAAAUUGUACGCCUGCGAGUAUACCCCAUCAAGUCAUGCCGGGGCUUUGAUGUAAAUUCCACAAAGCUUCUGCGUACAGGUCUAGACUUGGACCGUAACUGGAUGUUUGUCACGGCCGAAAAGCGUGAAUUUAUCACCAUCAGGACAAACUCCAACAUGACUCUUAUCACUACGGCUUGGGACACAGUCACGGAUAUGCUUACUGUCACUCUAAACGGGUACUCAUUCGAAAUACCAGCUCAUCCCACGACUCAAUGGCUUGAGAAGAACACCGAGCUGACCAAAGCGGGCAUUUGGGGCGAGCAGACCGAUGCUUGGGAAUACUCAGCCAUGCUCACAAAGCCCAUCUCAGAGUUCCUGAAGAUUGAUGUCCGUCUGGUAUACAAAGGACCUACACCCCGAGUCCUACGUGGCAGUGGUACUCCUGAGCGUCUGGGUCGUACCGAAGCCACCAAAUUCGCUGACAUGAUGCCUGUGCUGGUUGCUUCCAUGGCGAGCAUGAACGAGUUGAACGACCGUCUCGCUAAUGCCGGAGAGGAUAAAAUCGAGAUUGAUCGCUUCCGACCAAACAUUAUCAUUCGCGGCAGUGUACCGUGGGUCGAGGAUGGAUGGAAGACUCUGCAAAUCGGAGAAGGUGAACAUCGUCUUGACCUUGACGUGGUCUGCCGCUGCCUGCGAUGCCAGGUGCCCAAUGUACACCCUAUUACGGCCGAAAAGCACCCACGCCAGCCUUGGAAUCAGAUGAUGAAGUACCGAAGAAUCGACGCCGGGCUCAAGUUUAAGCCAAGCUUUGGAAUGCUUUGUGCACCAAGUGUCGAGGGACAUCUUGAGGUUGGGAUGAAGUUUCAAGUCAAGACUAUGACGAACGAUCACUUCUUUAUCAGCCCGAUGAAGUAA
Messenger RNA from Fusarium pseudograminearum CS3096, 1053 nucleotides. RefSeq lists its product as uncharacterized. Lineage: Eukaryota; Fungi; Ascomycota; Sordariomycetes; Hypocreales; Nectriaceae. The record is from RefSeq and is a predicted model, not a curated record. Bases 1 to 1053 code for a protein of 350 amino acids. The transcript has 2 exons. Gene Ontology annotation, molecular function: molybdenum ion binding; pyridoxal phosphate binding; catalytic activity.